CAUAAAUUCAUUUCAAACGGCUUAAGAAUGGUUUCUCCCUGCAGGUGGAGGAGCUGAAGAAGCAAAGCACUGCUAACAGUUCCCUGCUGCCUGGCAUCUCCUCUGUCACUAUGGAAGCUUCCAUGAUCAUGAGCAACAUCCAGCGCAUCAUCCAGGAGAAUGAGAGACUGAAGCAGGAGAUAUUUGAGAAGAGCAGUCGGAUUGAGGAGCAGAAUGAGAAGAUCAGUGAGUUGAUUGAACGCAACCAGAGGUAUGUGGAGCAGAGUAACCUGCUGAUGGAGCAGAGGAACCACUCCCUGCAGACAACAAAUGAGAACACACAGGCAAGAGUGUUGCAUGCAGAGCAGGAGAAGCACAUGCUGCCAGUGGAUCGGGGCUGGGACCAGGCCAAAGUUGCAGAGGAGCUGGCAGCUGCCACUGCCCAGGUUUCCCAGCUGCAGCUGGAGCUCACUGCCCACCAGAAGAAGGAGAUGGACCUGAGGAAGCAGCUCUCCUGUGCUGUGCAGGAUGCAGAGAGACAGGAGGCACAGCUCAACAAGCUGCAGGCACAGGUGGCAGAGCUCCAAGAAGCUUCUCAGGACACUCAGAGCAGGUUCAAGGCUGAGAAGCAGAGCCGCAAACAGCUGGAUAUGAAGAUUGCAGCACUGGAGGAAGAGCUGACAGACCUGAGAGUGGAAAAGGAGACUCUGGAAAGGAAUCUUGCAGAGAGGAAGAAGAAAUCCCUCUCAGAGAGAGCUCAGGCAGAGGAGGAGAUGGAGGAAAUUCGCAGGUCGCACCAGCAGGAGCUGGACAAGCUCCGGCAGCUCCUGAAGAAGGCCCGGACCUCGACUGACCAGGCAGCAGCAGAGCAGCUGUCGGUGAUCCAGGCAGAGCUGGAGUCCCAGUGUGAGGCCAAGUGUGAGCGUGCCCUGGCCUCAGCCAGGGAGCAGCACGCACGGCAGUGCCAGGAGCUGUGUGAGCAGAGGGACUCCCUGCAGCACCAGGUGGCCCAGCUGGAAGAGAAGCUCACGGCUCUCAAACACUCAAAAAAAACAGAGGAGCAAAAGUUGUCUGAGGCUCAGCAGCGUUUUGAGGAGCUGGAGCCUAUCCAAGAGAAGUACUCAGCCCUGCAGGCAGAGGUGGGGGUGCUGAGGGCUCGCUAUGAGGAGCAGAUCCGAGAGCUGCAGAAGGAUCAGGAUGGAUCUUCCCCUGCAGACUACACUGAGCAAGUAAAGAAGAUCAUGAAUGGAGUAUUUCAGUCUCUUCGGGGUGAAUUUGAGCUGGAUGAGAUGUACAGUGGCAGGACAGUGCUGGGGGUUGUCAUGAACACUAUCAAGACUGUGACACUGCAGCUGCUCAACAGGCAGCAGGAGAAGCCAGAGCAUGCCAGUGAAAAUGAGGAAUCUGACACAGGAGCAGCGAGACAGGAGGGAUCACCUGGAGCAAAGACUGAGCACAGAGAGCCCCUGCAGCACAGCCCAGCACAGAGCACUGCACCCCCAGCUGAUCCUGGGGAAGAAACCAGAGGCUGCCUGCAGCCUGAGCAGCAAGGCCAGGCUGCUCCUCACCCUGCUGGGCCCAGAGCUGAGGAGGAGCAGGAGACACAGAGCACAGAAGAAGAGAAGGUUCAGGAGGAGCAUCUCCCUCCUGCAGCUGAUUGCAGCCUGGAUGCUGAGAAGGGGCCUGUGCUUGCAGGACAGCCUGUUCCUGGGCUGGAGCAGAGGCUGGAGGGUGUUCCCAUCGGGCAGGCUGACCCAGAACAGGAUCCCUCUGCAGUGUCCUUGCAGGCAGCAGCUGCAGAGCCUUUUGUCCCAGGAGCCAAGGCAGGAGAGGUGGAUGAGGCAGCGUUGCCAGCACAGCCAGCUGUGGAGCAGAAGGCAGAGGAGGCUGGGGGAGGUUUAGAGCCUCCUCCCUUAAAUGGGGAGGAGGGGAGUGGCACAGAGUCAUGGGAUGGAGCUGGCUCCGAGCAGGAACGUGCUUCAGUGUCCAGCAGAGCAGAGCCAGGCUCAGCUGUCCUGAGAGAAGCUCCAGGAUCACAGGGACUGGGCUCCAGCCCCAGGAACACAGAUUCCAGCCUCUUUGAGGAUGACAACUUCUUUGAAACAGCAUCUCCUAAACCACUGAAGCCUCAAGUUCCCUCUGAAGAGGAGGAUGAGGAGGAAGUGAGCAUGAAGGGGCGUCCCCCUCCCGCGCCGCUCUUCGGUGACGACGAUGACGAUGACCUGGACUGGCUGGGAUGAAGAUGUGGCUGCUGAGCCCUCUCCUCUGGGCAUGGCCUCUUCCCGUGCUCUGAGCCCUUGGUACCUUGGGAAUGAGCAGGGACUUCCCAGCUCCUGUCCUGCAGCUGGAUGGGGGCUGGCAGCAGGGGGCUCUUCCUGCACUCAUGGGUGCUCAGCACUGUCACUCUGAGCUGCCAAACACUCUGGGGUUGGGCUGCGUGCAGGAGCCACCCACUGUCCCCCUCCCCUGAGCCCUGGAUUCAUUAAUCUCAAACUUUUUGCAAAUAGGAACUUGGUGAAGAGCUUCAGCAGAGCAAGUCUGGCAGGACCCUGCAGUGGCAACACCCUGUUAAAAAAUCGGACUAAAAUCUCCUUCCCCAGUGAUGAACUCCUCGGAAUAUUUCUCUUAGUGCCCAGGUGGCUCCCAGGGACCCUGCACCCUCUCCCCACCGUGUCUGAGCCAUGUGCCACUGGAGGUUCCCCCAGGAGUCCCAGUCAGGUGUUUCUUGUGAGCCCCUGGCUCUGCACAAGCAGCCUGGGCAGCCCUGGGGGCUGAGGUGGUUCAGGUGGGCACUGACUCAGCUGUGGCUGAUGCUGCUGGGCCUUGGAGCUCUGGUAAACCUGAGCAGCUGUGCUGGGUGCAAGGAGCCCAAUCCCUGCUGUGUGUUGGUCAGAUACUCACAGGCAGCUCAGCUCCUCCUGUGCCCAGAGCUGAGGUGGUUUUGCUGGCCUGUGUUUCCCUGUGGGAGCAGCAGCCCAGCUCUGGGAUGUGCUGUGUGUUUGGGAAGUCCUUCCCCACAGCCCAGCCCCUCUCUCGUGCCUUUGGCUCUGCUGCUGUUAAAGUGUCACCAUCCCAGCACCAGUUAAAUGGUACAGAGGGGUGGGACACAAGGCCCAGGCUGGGCUGCAGUCAGGGGGGUCACCCUGCACUCUGAGGGGACCAGGAGGGGAAAGGAGUGAGGACAGAGCUGGGCAAACAGCCUGGGCUCUCACAGCACUUUUACUCAUGGGCACUAACACAACUUCACCCCAGAAGUCUUUAAAACAAAUGAACCCCUUUGUAAAAUGAAAGGACUUAAACUAAUUCUACUAAUUCUGUUUAGUUUCUACACCUGCCUUUACAGUCUCUGAUUGGAGUUAGAUCUGUCCCCCUGGAGGUGAUUUCUUGGGAGGAAAACACCCAAAAGGGCACUGGGUGUUGGUGUUGGGGGGUGUGGCUGGUCCCUGUGCCCCACCCUUGCCACAAAUUGCCAAAUGCAGAUGAAACUGGGGCAGAGACCAAAGCCUGUGCCAGCCACCCUAGUGCCAUGCAGGGUGACUUGACCUGGGCCUUCCUGGGCAUCACUCAGUGCUCAAUAUGAGGGUGUUUGAAACUGGAUUUUUGGGGGUGCUGGUGCUGCUCUGAGUGUCAGCGCCCUGGUGUCCCAGGGGCAAUCAUUGCUCAUACUAACAGCUUCCACUUCUUGUUCCCUGUCACAGAUAGACACCCUGAGGGAUUUGCAUUUCACUUCUUGGAAAAUAAAGUGCAAUUAAACCUGUAUUUCUUGCUUGCAA
Messenger RNA from Lonchura striata (white-rumped munia), 3752 nucleotides. NCBI's taxonomy places the organism in Eukaryota, Metazoa, Chordata, Aves, Passeriformes, Estrildidae. The record is from RefSeq and is a predicted model, not a curated record.